Messenger RNA from Amblyraja radiata (thorny skate), 5019 nucleotides. RefSeq names its product vitrin (gene vit). The coding region runs from base 441 to 2873 and encodes 810 amino acids. NCBI's taxonomy places the organism in Eukaryota, Metazoa, Chordata, Chondrichthyes, Rajiformes, Rajidae. The record is from RefSeq and is a predicted model, not a curated record. The transcript is spliced from 22 exons.
AAGGAUUCGGACCCCUCCGGUGCUGCAGGUUUUAUUGCCGCGGUAGCCCGCCCCUCCUUACUCAGCCGCGCCCCCUCAUCCCGCUCUGCCUCCCCGUCACUCGGGGACAGUCAUUCGAGCCGAGCUCAGCGGGGCUCGGGUGCUUGCAGCGCCGGGGACCUGCGGCGAGAAUGCGGCCACUUCCCUGGGGACAGAGCGCCGGAACCGUCGCCAGCAUCGCUCCACCUUGUUCAAUGCCCCCGUUCAUCUGGGUUCGCCUCUGAGAUAGAUACUGUGAGUGUCAGAAAGAGUCAGUCUUCUCUCGCAUCGCCCGCUUCUUCCUGCUAACACCCAGUCGUAUUUCGGAUAACUGCUCGUUAUUUCAUCUCAUGGUCAGAAGAAGCCUUGUUCGUGAAGUGAAUUGGCCGGAAGUCUAACGGCGCCGCAUCCCCAGUCCCACCAUGUGGUUCUCUGUUGCAACAGCCUCCACCCUCGCCCUGCUGCUGACCCUGGCCGCCGGUGUGAGCGGGAAGGAGCGGAGGAAAAAAAGACCAUCGGUGCCUCAGAUAGACUGUGAUAUCCGAGCGGCCAAGGUGAAGGUGUCGGAGUUCGUGGCGCGAUGCCCGCCCGGGUGUACGGGCACCAAACAGGCAGUGUGGGGCACCGAUAUCUACGCCUCUGUCUCCAGCGUCUGCGUGGCUGCCAUCCACAGUGGUGUCAUCAGCAAUGGAGGAGGGAAGAUCCUCGUCCGGAAGAUUCCCAACAGUUCCAGCUACAAGGGGACUUUGUCUAAUGGUGUCCGCUCCCUGUCCCUCCCCCGGUGGAGGGAAUCGUUCGUCGUGUUGGCUCCCAAGCUGCAGAAAGGAGUGACCUACCCAUCGAUCCUGGAAUACCUACCUCCACGACGCUCUAGUAUAAGAACCGCAGCGAGGCUGAAGACCACGGCAGCGCCGGCACCCACCAGCAUCCCCAUCGCCCGGCAGCCCGCGACCCCGCGGCCGGCUCCACGCCAACUCUCCCCGACCCACCUCCCCCAGCCCGAAACCCCCGGGGCGACCCCCGCCUCUCGACAGCCCGCCUCGCCGUGGCCAGGGGCAAGGGAACCAGGCCACGGUCACUCUGUAGUGGGCACUGGGCAGCGAUCAGCGUUCCGGGAGUCGGGAUUGUCCGGGUUUGCCGACAGCUUCUACCCUCUGCCGCAUGCAGGGGUUCACCGGUCAGAGCCGGCCGUCGCGGUACGUCAGACGGGAGGCCUGGGCCCCACUCACGGUUUCACCAGACAAGCUCAGCUGGCACGGCCCAGAUCGGAUUGGCUGGUUCCUCCGGUAAAACAACACGCUGACUAUGCUGGCCUGUCCCCCGACCCUGCCUACUCCUGGAGUGAAGUGAAGACCCAUGCCAACCCAGCGUACAGCUCCAAGCCCGGGCCGACUGAAUACGAGAAGUGGUUACUGGACCUCGAUCAGAACGCUCGCAACCACCGAGUCCAGGAUCACCGAGUCCACGAUCCAAGCUUAGGGACGUUCAGCUCGUUAGACCAUGGUCAAAGGCUUGCGGCACCAAGGAACAGACCAUGGGAAUACAGCCCAGAGUCGCCCACGUUGCCAAAUCAGAACACCGAUGAAACAGAGAUUAAUUUUUGGAAAUCGGACUUUGAUGCCAGGGGUUUCAGCACAAGAGACCAAGACUUCAUUGAGAAGCUGGUUUCCCGAGGAGAUCCAAAUUGCAAGGUGGACCUGGCAUUCCUGGUAGACGGAAGCUGGAGCAUAGGAAGGCGAAGAUUUGGAAUCCAGAAGAAGUUCUUGAUGAGUGUUGCAGAAACCCUUGAUAUUGGGAUUGCAGGCCCGCUCAUUGGCAUCGUUCAGUUUGGGAACAACGCUAGCAUUGAAUUCAACCUACAGACCUACCAGAAUUCCCGUGAUCUUAAAAGUGCCAUCGAGAAGAUUCCACAGAAAGGUGGUCUCUCCAAUGUGGGCAGAGCUCUCAGUCACACCAUCGGCAGCUUCUUCUCCAGCGAGCAAGGGAACCGCGGAGGGGCCCCCAACGUGGUGGUGGUCCUGGUGGAUGGCUGGCCCACGGACAAGGUGGGGGAGACCGCUCGCCUCGCCAGGGAGUCCGGCAUCAACAUCUUCUUCAUCACCGUGGAAGGUGCCGAUCAAAACGAAAGGCAGAACAUGGUGGAGAGUGACUUUGUGGACAAGUCUGUCUGUAGGACCACUGGUUACUUUGCCAUCAAUGUGCCCAGCUGGUUCCAGCUGCAGCAUGCGGUUGUCCCGUUGGUCCACAGGGUGUGCGACACCGAGCGCCUGGUCUGCAGCAAGACCUGCCUCAACUCCGCCGACAUCGGCUUUGUGGUGGACGGCUCGAGCAGCGUGGGCACUGACAACUUCCGCACCGUGCUGCAGUUCGUGGCCAACAUCAGCCGUGAGUUUGAGAUCUCAGACACUGCCACCCGGGUGGGCGUGGUGCAGUACACCUACGAUCAGAGGCUGGAGUUUGGCUUUGGGGAACACAACACCAGGGAAGCAGUGUCCAGCGCCGUCAAGAACAUUAGGUACUGGAGCGGAGGCACUAGCACAGGAGAAGCCAUCACCUAUGCCUCCAAACACCUCUUCAGCAAGUCCAAACCCAACAAGAGGAAGCUCAUGAUUGUCAUCACUGACGGCCGCUCAUAUGAUGAUGUUCGGACUCCUGCGCUUGCUGCCCACAGGAAUGGUGUGAUUGCGUACGCAAUUGGGAUCGCCUGGGCAGCGAUGGAUGAAUUGGAAUACAUUGCCACAGAUCCUGACAAGGACCAUUCCUUCUUCGUGGACGAGUUUGACAGUCUGUAUCAAUUCGUGCCUCGGAUUGUGCGCAACAUUUGCCAAGAAUUCAAUUCACAGCCACACAACUAAACAAACCACACAAAGGGCUGCAAAACCUUUAGCUGCUCAACUUACACUUACCGUCUUAAAAGGCCAGCUUUAAACUAUCCAACCAAGGUGGGCUGACUUUGUCCCAUGUCUUCCGGUUUUCUUGCUGACACCAAGCUUUUUAGAGGCAUGUAGAUGCAAAGCAGAGUGAUCUAUUGAGGAUCAACCACAUAACCCACAUCCAUAUUUGGGCAGGAGGUACUCCUAGAUUAAUUCACCUAAUCCUACCAUUGCAAACUAUCCCUCAGGUUUGGUGAUCCUGUCCUAAAAUCCUUGAAGAUUCCUCAUUUGGGAAUCCCAACCAUGACAGCAAAGGAUCUCUGGCCAGCGCAGGCCCCACUCCUGGAUCCCUGAGGAUAGGAAUGGACCAGGCAGGACUGGGUAAAUCAAUUCCUAUUAUAGGCACUUGACAUUGGUCUGGGCGAGUCAGAUGGAACAACUUGUGUUCUUCCUGCGUGAGGCCCAUUGGUGGAUGGGGGUGUAAAGGAAGGGGGAAAAUGGCCUGACCCUUUCCCUCUCCCCAAAAGGUAACCAUGUAUGUUGUAGGAAAGGUAUCAAGGCCUGAGGAAGAAUAUUCUGCUGAUGGGGACGCAGUGCAGUAGAUGAUAAAGGAUAGAAUUCAUGGAAGAAGCUAGAAACACAUACCACACUUGCUAUGGUGGGUGAUGUUUGCUUUCAGAAGAUCCACAUACUGGCAUUCCCCUCUAUGAUGGAAAUAAGAUUACCUCAGGCCUGGAAUCCUGGUGGAGUCCCCAAGUAUAAACAUGCAAACUAGUUGAAAAGUCAAAGAUGUUAUAUAGUGUUAGAAGGAGGUCCUGAGGCACCCCAACGCAUCUUACAACCCCGAGCUUACUUUGGGGUGAGGAGGAGUAUAACCCUUGCUCAGGAAGGCUCAACAAAUGAAAUGGAAGUCAAUACAGUUUCAACCCCAAACAGCUGGUUCACAGACCUUCAUCUUGGAAAGCAGGAAGCAGCACCCUUCUGUGAAUAGAGGACUGACUGUUAUGUACGUCAGUAGAAUGAUGCGCAAGCAGUCAACGUUCAUUUCCUAAUCUGAUCACCCUCCAUCUGUGCAGUGAUCUUAGAAUAGGGAUUAAUGCCUCUACAACCCAAAACCUGGCAGGUGCUCAACAUCAAGAUCCAGUUGGAAAGGAUAAUCAACCCAUAAGGCUCUUUAUUCAGUAGAAAGUAAGUUCCAGUGGAGACAAAUGGAAUGGAGUAUAUUAGACUAUCAGUUAAGAAGUUUGGAGACUCAAUUCCACAUUACGCAGUCAAUAAAUUGUAAUUAUUUAUGGAAAACAAAAAUGAUUGAAGUUGUACAGUGGUUGAUAUAUUUGAAUGACAAGCUGGGCCAUUUCAGAGGGCAGUUUGUCAACCAAAUUGCUGUCCUGCUAUCUACCUCCAUGAAUAUUUACACAGCAGCAGGCUCAUUUACUUAACUGAGCUAUUCCAACAGCAGCACUCAAACCUGCAAUUUGUUGCUGCCAAGGUGAACAAGAUCACAUAUAGGCUUCCUCCAAGUCACCUCCAUCCGGACUUGGGAAUAUAUUGUUGCUGUCUUAUCAUCACAGGCUCCAAAUCCCAGAGCCUUCUCUCCAACUGCAGUCAUAUCCUCAAUUUCAUUCUUCUGUGUAUUUGUCAAUACUUUGAAAGAGAAGCAGUAAUAGUAAGUUCUCACCUGCAAUUCAAGAUGGUGACUCACCACCUUCUUCAUUCAGGAUGGACAAAAAUUGCUGGCCGUGUUACCAAUUUCUGCAUUCUGAAAAUCAUUUAAGAACAUCCCCAAACUGACCUCAGAUGACCAAACAUACAGCACAUCUUGCCCUACCUCUGGUGCCCACACCUCAAGAACAAAAUAAUUGCAUUUGCUUUUCAAGUAUUGUUGUAAUGGGAAACUAAGACAUCUGCAUUCAGUGACUGGUUUAGUGCAACAAUUCUCUUGCUUAGAAUCCUCACUUGAAGCCAAGAACUGCUGUGUAUAUGUACAGUUAUUUUAUUUACUAAAAUCAAAUGUUGGAUAUCUGCAAAAUAAUUUUUAAAACAGUGGUCGAGAUGGUUCUGAAGGACUUUGGCCCUCAUGUGAACCGUACAUGAUUCCCUAACCAAAUAAAAAUUACGGGCAUUUUAA